Messenger RNA from Drosophila obscura, 1852 nucleotides. RefSeq lists its product as uncharacterized. The coding region runs from base 86 to 1594 and encodes 502 amino acids. The transcript is spliced from 4 exons. Lineage: Eukaryota; Metazoa; Arthropoda; Insecta; Diptera; Drosophilidae. The record is from RefSeq and is a predicted model, not a curated record.
CGGCAGCACUGGCAGCUCAACAUAGCGUUCAUUGAACGCCGUUCAAUAAACAAAGCGCAGAAAAAAUUAACUAAAAGACAAUAUAAUGUCGCUGACAAUAAUGAAAUGCCGCAAAUCGGCGGCAGGACUAGUGCCUAUACAGCCGUCAUUGGUUUACCGCACGAAAAACCUGGACACAAUGCAGAUUAUGAAGAAACAAUUUGUGAAGCUGGAAGCGGGGAAUGGCAUAGUCAGCGCCACUUCAGCUGGAAUCGUCCUCAACAAAAUACCAGCGCUGAUCAAGCCCACGAUGAAGAGAGCAGCCACAUCGACGGCACCAGCAGCCUUGGGACCAGGUCCCCUGAAGAAUCCCAAGUAUGUGAUUCAGACUAGCGCGGCGGCGGCUGGCACUUCGGCGUGGCAGUCUGUGACAGCCAUUAAAAGGGAGACCGGCUCGAAUCAAUCCCUGGGAAUAGCGCUCAGCUCGCUGCCGCCCAACACCAUCAUUAAGAGGGCCGCGCCACCAAGUGCAGCAGCUCCCGCUACCCCAACAACCAGCAGGAGCGCCCUGUCGAGUCUGCUCAACAGCCCAGUUACGCCCGCUUCCCGCGUCUCGUCUGCCGUACACCAGACGGUUUUCGUCAAGCGGGAAUUGCCGCCACAGCGUAGCAUGCGCGCCAUGACCAUGGGCCUGAUGGAGAACGCCACGAUGCUGCACCUGGGGCUGGCCAGCGAGCAUCUGUCGAUACUGAAGCGACACAUAUGCCGCAGUGCCGCGGUGACUCACCUGGACUGCUGCAUAGCGUUGAGGAAACUGCGCCAGAACGAGUCGUUUGCCCUGCUGGCCGAAUGCUUCGAGCUGAGCGAGUCCGAUGCGGAGGAAACGUUCAAGCGGACCAUCAUAAAGCUGGCUCGCUGCCUGAGGCCCUUAAUCUGCUGGCCGGACUCCAACCACUUUCUCGACAGGCUAAAGCACACGCCGCUGGACUACCGGUCCGAUCUGAUGCAUCUGCGGUCCAUUAUUGAGUGCGUGGAGACGGACGUGAGUGAGGCGUUAGACUUUAGCUGCCAGAGCUACAAGUUCAUACUCUGCAUCAACACGAAUGGCAUCAUCAGCUACAUCUCGAGCGCCUAUCCCGGCCAGUACGACGAUCUGCAGCUGUUCGAGGCCAGCAACUUCAAGAACAUUGUACCCGACUACCUCACGCUGUGUGCGGAACCCGGCAAGGCAGUGCCCCGCUCACGGCAGCCAGCCUCUGAUUCCAUUUACGAUGCCGUCGAGGAUGAUGAUUCCGCAUCGCUGGACGAGCAGAAGCAACCGGUCAGCAGCUACGACUCCCAGCGCCUGGCCGGGCAGUUGGCCAGCCAGGAGUCACUGUCCAUUGUGAAUGGUGCCCUGAUCUCGAAGCGCGCCCCGUCCGUGCAACUGCCAACGCUGCGUCUGCAGGAGCCGGCCUGCCAUGCCCAGUUGCGCGCCACAAUCGACACGCUGCGAGAGUUCAAAAUGCUGCACCACAGCGCCAUUCAACAGAAGUCGAUGCUCGGUUACCUCAACGAGAUGCUAAUUGUGGCCGCCGCUCUGUGCAAUCUGAAGCGGAAGGAGCUCUCCUCGUAAGCCUAGGCUAAGUUGUAUGUGAGAAUGUGAGAGAGAGAGAGAGAGGCCUGUUUUAAGGCCCAGUCUAGUAGAGAAUCUUGUAUUAAAAUCUAUUCGUACUCGAGCUGUUGAGUCUCUGUGGAAUGGUUAUUAAAUUGAAGCUUUGGAGAGUCUAAGAAUUUGUUUAAACAGCUGAAACAUUUCCAAUUCCAUUCUCUUCUCGGCUGUCAAUUAACAAAACAGAUGCAGGUACAUAUACGUAUAUUUAUUUUUUUAUUU